AUGGCUUCGGCCCCGGCGGCCCCCAUCGAUCGUAGAGGCAAGGGUUCGAAACGGUCUUCCAAUUCCUACACCAGUGAAGAGUGGCGGAGACACCGCCCUCUAAUUACCCGUCUAUACUUUGAAGAAGGCCGGACUCUCAAGGAUGUUGCAGAGUAUUUGAAAAAGGAAUUCGAUUUUGCGCCUACAGAGCGCAUGUACAAAAGCCGACUUCACACAUGGGGCCUCGACAAGAAGAAGAAGGAGCAUGAAAUGCUCGAGUUGGUCCGUCAGGGGCUGCAACAGACAGGCGACAACAGGGAUAAGGUCUUUCUAGUCCGAGGCAGACAGGUCACCCUCGCUGACGCCCUCCAUUACUUCAACCGAAAAGGCAUCAAAGACCCUUCUAGUCUGCUUGACAACCAGCCUGAUGCGCCUGGAGAGCUCUCAUCGCCCGAGGACACCGGUGCCAACACCCCUCUCUCCUCUCACGACAGUAUGCUCGACGGCCCCAAGGAUGGUUCCGACUACGAAUUCACCAGGAGCCCAAUAAAGAUGGAUGAGGAUGACAAGUCACUGCUUAAUACCAUUCCCUUCGUGUCACCAGCCGCCAACUUCGCCGAACAACGGCUUUCCACUUUGCAGGCGGCCCUGAACAUACCCGAGCUCCCGCCCAUGCCCCCAUUCCGGACGGUGGUGGUGGAAUCGUUCGUGGCCCAAAACCCCGUGUCGCCGGAGGAUCAGCGGUAUCUCGACGUGAUAUUCCAAAACAUGCAAAGCCACUACAUGACUCUCUUUAGUGCCCGGAAUAUGUCCAUCCAAAACACAACCGGAACGUGGACGGCCACCUCGGAUGAUGCACUCGCCGACCGCUUUUACUAUUCCAUGUACCAUGGCUAUUCGUUCCUUUGGAACGGCCAGGAAAAGCGUGCGUUCGAAAGUUUCUACAAGGCCUUCGCCCUGAUUGAGGGCCUCCUAAAAGAGGACCAGGUCGGCUUCAUGAUCUACGUUUUCGACCUGAUCAUCCGACACGACGACACUGGGUAUGAAGAACCUCUGUUGAUGCUCUUGCGACACCUUGCCGACAUGGCCAAGGCAGUGUUUGAAUCGACAGAACACCCCAUCUACCUCGUUGCAAACUACCUGAACCACGCACCUAUGUCUCGAGCCUGGCUGGCCGAGUCGACGUUGCGAAGACUGCUCGACUUCUUUCAGGACAGCAUUGGCUACUUCCAUCCAGAAACCAUAGCCUUACUGCAGACCUUUGCCACUAGUCUGAUGAACCGGAAACGAUUCCCCGAGGCUGCCGUCCGAUUCCUACAGCUGGUGGAUGCCUUUGAGACAACCUUGAGUAGGAAAUGCUAUGAGGUGUGUUAUGCCCUGCGAUCCGCUUCGGAAGCCUAUUUCCACAUGGGACAAUACAUGCCGGCCCUCCAAGCUCUCAAGGCGGCGCUGGAACGGGCUGAAACCCUGCCCAGGGCGGAAGAGCGGGAGAUCUACGUUCGAUGCCUGAGAGGCAUGGCCGAGAUCUCCCACAAGCUUGGUCGCAAAGAGGAAGCCACCGAGACGAUGCAAUAUGUGGUUGACAUAUGUGGGGAUGCCUUUGGGCCCGAACAUCCCUUUACGAAUCGGGCCAAGAUGCAUCUCAAAUCGAUUCUGAAGGAUGAUGCCGCGACUGUGUCUGCGAUCCCACCCAUGGUCUACAGAUUAGGGCGUGGAGGCAAUGCGGCUAAAUAUAUUUGGAUUUCCAGGUCCAGCCCGACUCGAUUACAGGCUUGA
Molecule: messenger RNA, 1755 nt
Organism: Capronia epimyces CBS 606.96
Lineage: Eukaryota; Fungi; Ascomycota; Eurotiomycetes; Chaetothyriales; Herpotrichiellaceae
Exons: 2
Coding region: 1-1755 (584 amino acids)
Molecular function (GO): protein binding
Source: RefSeq, a predicted model, not a curated record